This is a messenger RNA of Cavenderia fasciculata, 978 nucleotides long. RefSeq lists its product as uncharacterized. The transcript has a single exon. Bases 1 to 978 code for a protein of 325 amino acids. The record is from RefSeq and is a predicted model, not a curated record. NCBI's taxonomy places the organism in Eukaryota, Evosea, Eumycetozoa, Acytosteliales, Cavenderiaceae.
AUGUCUUCAUUCACUUCACAAUCAUCUACUUCUUCUUCUUCUUCUUCUUCAUCAUCUGAAGGAAAGUCGAUGUUAUCUUUUAUCAUCAACGAUGAUAACACUUCACCAAUGGACUAUAUGCCAGUCUCUAGUGGCUUUGUGAUCAAGUCUACUCCCUCUGCUGUUGCUGCUUCUGUUUCUACUGUUGCUGCCGCUGCUGUACCUGCCUUGCCAGUCAAGAGAGAUUUAAAGAGAAGACCUGGAGAACAACUACAACGUCGUAGUGUUAACAAGGUGUCUCUUGUAAAGACCAAACAAUCUGAAGUUGCUGAUUCCCCCUCCUCCAGUGCCUCUGCCUCCAUUUUUGAGUUUGUUCAAGUGAAAAAAGAAAUCAUCGAAAUUGAAGACGACGAUGAUACUCUUGUUAUCGCUACAACUGCCUCUCCCACUACUGCUGCCACUGCUACUGCCACUGCCACUGCUACCGCCUCUGCCACUACUGCUGCCACUGCUACUGCCACUACCAUUCCUACUGCCUCUCUCACUGCCGCUGCUGCUCUCACUGCCACUGCCACCACUGCCACAUCCACUCCUACUGCAGGUACCAAGAUCUUGGGCAAACAAUUACCAUUCCCAUUCGAUCAACUUCAAUCGUUGAUGAUGUCUGCCAUUGCUGUAUUUAACGAGACUUGGGGGAUCAUCCAACAAAUCAGAACCAAGAAGGUACCUUCCACCACACAAUCAGUUAUAUCAUCGGUCCUCAAUCGUUUUACCAUUGUAGGCAACUACUUUACCCGUCUCGACACGUUGAUUACUGACCACAAUUCAAUCUUUGCCAAGGACAAGAACUUUGUCGAACAUCAAAAGCAAUACCAAAACUUCCAAAAGCAAUACCAGAAUGCCAAGACGUUGUUUACUACCAUCGUCGCCGACAAGGUAGAAGAACUUAAAUGUCAAUUGAAUCAAGUUCAACAAGUUUUAAAUACUAAAACUAAAUAA